Molecule: messenger RNA, 276 nt
Organism: Paramisgurnus dabryanus
Lineage: Eukaryota; Metazoa; Chordata; Actinopteri; Cypriniformes; Cobitidae
Source: RefSeq, a predicted model, not a curated record
UAAUUUGAGUGUCAGAUCAUAGGGUUUGAAAAAGAAACUUUAAAGGGUAUUAAGGGUAGUAUGGCUGUGUUUGGUAAGAUUGACAGCUCCUACUAUACUGGAAGCAUCAGCUGGAUUCCCAUCACUUCUGAGAUCUGCAGAUCCACAGGUAAACAAUUUCUAGUGUUGGCUUGCUCUGGUGUCUGCCAGGUCAUUGUUGACACAUCAGGUACUUCUGUCAUUGUGGUAUCAUCUACUGAUAUCAACAAUGUUACAUUAAAGCAUAUGAUCAUUUAA